AUGGAAUACCCCCUCUAUCCCGCCUUUCGCUCUGCCUCCCUGCCGAACCAUACCUCACUCACCCUUUCCACGACGCCUGACCUCAGCGCAUUCCGUCGCGACUCGGACUACAUGCUCAGCGACGGACCGAUCACUCCGCCUCUAUCCCCCGGACGAAGUGACGAGGGAGAGGCCAUCAUCGUAGACUCGGAGCCGCGGUAUUCCGGGCCCGAUGGCCAGCUACAGCCUUCGUUACCCCACCCGCACCUUCGCGACAUAGAGACGGCCCGGCGUGGGCGCCGGAGUCACCAGCAGGAGGGAAUGGACGUCGACACGCGGGCAUUAGCUAGCUCUCCACGUCCGCCACAGCGCCACCUAGAGGACGAGCCAUCGCAUUUAGAGAAGGGCACGCUGAAGUUGACGGACUUCGAAGUCAAGGGCACGCUUGGCACUGGGACAUUUGCGCGUGUUCUUCUUGUGCGGCUUCGAGCCUCUUCUGGCCAGAGCAGCACAUCAAAUUGCUUUGCCUUGAAGGUGCUUCGCAAGACCGAGGUCGUUCGCCUCCGACAGGUGGAGCAUGUGAAUGGCGAACGGUACAUCUUGUCACGCGUACGCCACCCCUUCAUUGUCGACCUCUAUGCUACCUUCCAGGACAGCCUCAACGUCUAUAUGCUGAUGUCCUACGUCCCGGGGGGAGAGCUUUUCACGCACUUGCGUCGUGCCAAACGCUUCACCGCGGACGUCACCCGUUUCUAUCUCGCCACGAUCGUACUCGCUCUCAAGUACCUUCACUCCUUCAACAUCAUCUACCGUGACCUGAAGCCUGAGAAUCUACUUUUGGACUCCCGCGGCUACCUCCGCCUGACCGACUUUGGUUUCGCGAAAAUUGUAGACGACCGUACGUGGACGUUAUGCGGGACGCCGGAAUAUCUCGCCCCAGAAAUUAUUCAGUCGGAUGGUCACGGUAAGGCAGCCGAUUGGUGGGCCUGCGGUAUCCUCUGCUAUGAGAUGAUCGUCGGCUACCCACCCUUCUUCGACGAGACCGCGUACGGGAUAUAUGAAAAAAUCCUCAAGGGCAAAAUUCACUGGCCGAGGGAGGUCGACCCGCUAUCCAAAGACAUUAUCAAGGGUUUCUUGCAUCCGGACAGAAGCAAGCGGCUCGGCAAUCUCAUCGGAGGCUCGCAGGACGUCUUGGACCACCCCUGGUUCCGCGGCGUAGACUGGGAUGCGCUUGAGCGUCGUGAAAUCAGAGCACCUAUCGUCCCCCACGUCGCCUCAGUUGACGAUACGCGUAACUUCUCGCACCUCCCUCUUCCCCCUCCUGACGAGAUACCUGGUCUCAUCCGUGAAGAACGCCCGCCCUCGAUUCAGCAGCGGUUCGACUCCGUCGCGUACCAGUUCCUCGAGUUCUGAGUCCACGUUCCGUCCAUUGUCGGUCGCCCAGGUGGCAUCCGAAGGUGUCAAGGCUACCGCGUUUCCUCUGGUAUGGGCUUGGGAUGCUCUCAAUCACAACUGCCCCGUCAUCUUUCUCUACACUCUCCUUUCCUGGACUACUCGUCUUGCGCCCUCUCGCUCUCCGCGUCUAUUCGUUCUUUCAUAUGGUACUUCUUCCUGGGGUCUGGUGCUCGUAUCACUAUAUCUAUACUCUGAUUUGCCUGUCAGACCGCGUUAGGAGUCGGACUACCCACUGUACUCGCAGCCGUCAUCAUACCCCGCUCCUGAGUUGUAGUAUCAUUUUGUUCUCGACAUCCGUACCUGUCUUUGUAUGAUUCUCGUGGGUCCCUGCGCCGUCUCUCGUUUCUCGAGGUCGAAGGGACCGCUAAUUCGUCCUGCCCCCUCCCACGCUCCUUACUGCUGUCUCUUGUCUGCGCGAUUCGUGUAUAUUGCUCCCGAUCCCGGUCUCGAAGUACUGUAUCCAGGUUUAUUGCUGUAUCAUAUUUUAGAUUUGCC
This is a messenger RNA of Dichomitus squalens LYAD-421 SS1, 1929 nucleotides long. RefSeq names its product cAMP dependent protein kinase. Gene Ontology annotation, molecular function: ATP binding; cAMP-dependent protein kinase activity. NCBI's taxonomy places the organism in Eukaryota, Fungi, Basidiomycota, Agaricomycetes, Polyporales, Polyporaceae. The transcript is spliced from 3 exons. The record is from RefSeq and is a predicted model, not a curated record. Gene Ontology annotation, biological process: peptidyl-serine phosphorylation. The coding region runs from base 1 to 1392 and encodes 463 amino acids. Gene Ontology annotation, cellular component: cAMP-dependent protein kinase complex; nucleus.